ACCGGCGGAACAAAACAAAACACGCGACCGCGUUUUACAGAUUUUCUAGCGAAAUAAGAAUUACCGCAAAGCAUGAAGGCCAUCAUCCAGCGAGUUACUUCGGCCAGUGUAACCGUGGGAGAUGAAAUCGUGAGCUCAAUUGGCCGCGGAUUGUGCGUUCUGGUGGGCAUUUCGGCUGAGGAUAACGCGAACGAUGUAGACUGGCUUGCCCGGAAGCUUCUUAGUAUUCGUCUGUUUGAGGAAGCCGGAACGGGAAAACGAUGGAUGCAAUCCGUCACCGAUCAGCAGCUGGAGGUUCUGUGCGUUAGCCAAUUCACGCUGUAUCACCGGUUGAAGGGUAACCGACCGGAUUUCAGCCGUGCCAUGCAGGGUACCGAGGCACAGGAGCUAUACGGAACGUUGCUGACGAAGCUACGGGAGUUGUAUCUGCCCGAUAGGAUUAAGGACGGUCGGUUCGGCGCAAUGAUGCAGGUGCACAUUCAAAACGACGGACCUGUAACGCUUGAGAUUGAGUCACCUGCACAAACGGAGCAACAACGACAAAAACUGCAGCGAUCGACCGGCGAUCGAUCGAAGAAGCAGCCUGAUGCCGAAUGAAUCCCGUUUCGAUGGUUCUAGAAGAUACCGAGAGAUUGAAAAGACGUAAAAGACAUGAAAAAUUGUAGAUCGUGGGUCACUUCUUAUGCGCAAGUGAUUUCCAUCUCUGAAAUGACCAAAAAGAGGUGAAACUCAACAUCGCCCCUCAUUCAGAUCCGGAUGGCACCGAAUCCUUUCGGUCAACAGAACACGAGCUGUUCAGUACUUGAACGUAAACGAUAAAGUAAAGCAAUAAAAUCUAU
Anopheles aquasalis is the source of this 839-nucleotide messenger RNA. RefSeq names its product D-aminoacyl-tRNA deacylase (gene Dtd). Lineage: Eukaryota; Metazoa; Arthropoda; Insecta; Diptera; Culicidae. Gene Ontology annotation, molecular function: D-tyrosyl-tRNA(Tyr) deacylase activity. Gene Ontology annotation, biological process: tRNA metabolic process. The record is from RefSeq and is a predicted model, not a curated record. Gene Ontology annotation, cellular component: cytoplasm.